UAGAUUUGUUCAAACUCCUUUUGGUUCGGUUCUCUUAACAAAAUAUAUCUAUAUAUAGGGAAACAAAACGAGACCAGACACCAGACUCUGUUCGUAUUUGAGAAAAGCGACUGUCAGGUCCCUAGUCCCUAUACUGUUGUCAGGUGCAGAGAGAGAUCAGAGAUGAUUCAGAGAUGUAUUAAAAACGCAGUACGAUACCUAUACAUUUGCAUUGCCGUUGGACUCUGCCGGAGUUCUACAUCGUUUUGGUGGUCACUUUUUUUUUUAAGGUAGUUUAUUCUGUCUAUAGAAUAUAUGCCUUUUUAAAGAAUUUUAUACGGUUAGCUCCUAUAAUUACAAGGUAAUAUAAGACAAUGGAAGGCAACAACUCGUACACGAUGAUCAAGGACAUAAGACCUGGUUUGAAAAACAUUAACGUCGUGUUUAUCAUCCUCGAAGUUAGCCAUCCCACCAUAACCAAAGACAACCGCGAAGUUCGAACGUUCAAAGUUGCUGACAGCACAGCAAGUAUCAAUGUAUCAAUCUGGGAUGAGCCAGGCCAGCUCCUCAUGCCUGGUGACAUUGUUAGACUGACCAAGGGUUAUGCUUCAGUCUGGAGGCAGUGCCUGACGCUGUAUUCUGGUAAAAAUGGUGACAUACAGAAAAUUGGCGAAUUCUGUAUGGUUAUCAAUGAACAGCUCAACAUGAGCGAGCCAAAUCCAGCUCUGGCGCAACAACUAGUCAAUCAAGGUUCAUCAGGCUCAACUAGCAACACCAACACUUCAAACAAUGGACCUGCAGUAAGACCUCCACACCAUAAAACAGCACUGGGAAGCACAGCAGUGCCAUCAACUUCCACACUUACAAGUAACGUAGGUCCAACCGGAAAAAACAAUAAUGGUGGGGGUUCCAACAAUUCUUCUCAGACAUUGAGCUCAACCCAAAGCGGUUCAUUGACUCCAUCAUCAGCAUCAGCAUCGACGGCAGCAACAGGAGCUUCGAGUGCAUCAUCAAGCGGCAAAUCAUCGGCCAAAAGUGGACAUCGAGGUCGUGGUGGUUAUAGCAGAAAUGGUAGGAAUAGCGAUCGCAGAUAACACCAAUUCUCGCUGAUCCAAUUUACUUGCUCAUAUGAAAUUGAAGCUCAUUGCUAAUUACCAAGGAAUCAAUCAACUUUAUACUGUAAAAAAGUCCCGAAUUGCCAAUGAUUUGGUGUAAAUAUCUGGAUUACGUUCAUACUCAGAGAUGUGUCGUAUCGAUCCAACAACUCGUCUUGUUUGUGUGUGCACAAGAAGAAAAGACGUUUAUUGUGUAUAUUUGUGCAUUGAAAUUAAUUUUUAUAUCCUGUUAUUCAUGUGUAGCCCAAAUAUUUUGAUACUUUGGCAUAAUGUACAUCAUAUAUACAGCUUUUUAAGUAAAUUUAUUAAUUUUUGCAAACACGAAACAGUGUAAUAUAAAAAGGUGUAAGAUAUUCCUUUGGAGUAUUCGCGUCGUAAAAAAUGGUGAUGUUCAACAUAUAAAAGAAACAUAAAUACUUGAUAUGUUUAUAAGUACUUUUGUUUGAAAACGUAAUACUUACAACGCUUGAAAAUGAAACUGCAAACUGAUGCAUUUUUUUUGUUACAAUUUUCGAAAGGUAUAAGAUGCUACUAAAAGUACUUGCACAAUUUAUUUUUCGACCUACAAGUACAGAGCCAGACUGCUGAAAAAAAACGGAAAGAUAUUUUCAAGGUGUUAAUUAAUUUAUACAUUUUUGCAAUAAUAUGUCUUGUAUGACACUUUCAUUUAUAAACAAAUUAAAGACAAAUUAAAAACGUUUUAGCGGCUCAUCACUGCCCCAGUUCCAAUCUUCCUUCUUUAGUACAUCACAUCACGUUUUAAAAAAAUAGUGUAAAAUUACUAAAUGCUUAUUCUAGAAAAAAUCCGAUCCUUGUUGAAUGUGGUGAAAGUACUAUGCAAUUCAUUUUUAGUUGUAACUAUAAUUUAAAUUAGUAUUAUCAUUACU
Molecule: messenger RNA, 1981 nt
Organism: Copidosoma floridanum
Lineage: Eukaryota; Metazoa; Arthropoda; Insecta; Hymenoptera; Encyrtidae
Product: SOSS complex subunit B1
Biological process (GO): mitotic G2/M transition checkpoint; response to ionizing radiation; double-strand break repair via homologous recombination
Cellular component (GO): SOSS complex
Molecular function (GO): DNA binding
Source: RefSeq, a predicted model, not a curated record